GCCAUAAUUAAGACACGACAAACAGAGGAAGACGCGAGGAAACACAGAAGACACGGACAAAAGGGAGGACCGAUCAUCACCAAACAACCAACAAAGAGCACUCUGUCAGUCCUGAGCGAGGAGCGAUCGACUUGGCUACAGCGUCUAACUGACCAUCAUGGGACAGAAUCUAGACAAAGUGGAAGGAGGAGAGCAAGGUUUCAGUGAAGGAUCGGAGGAGGCGAAGCCCAGCCAUGACUCUGAAUGUGUGGGCAGUCAUGCAGGUGAUGUCAUAGAGGGAGAAACAUUAUGUGAAGACGAGGGCAGUAACUCCGGGGUAAAGCCAGAGUUUCAGGAUCAGGAGCCAACAACACCUUCUAGUAAGGAGCACAUGAAUGUGUGGGAGAGUUCUGCUGCUGCAAGAGAGGUGAGACAGGGAGGGGUUGCAGGAAAGGAGGAGGAAGAAGGAGGAGGAGGGAGGACUGCUCCACUGGUCCCACAUGAGACGGACAAGGACUGCAAGAGCAGUUUGAAAACUGUGGAAAGUGCAAGAGCUUGUAAGCGGUUCAGUCAGAUCAAGAGUGAGAAAAAGAUCAAGAUGGAGUAUCCGGCAGAGGAAACCUUACCACAUGAGGAGAACCAAGGUGAAAACCCAGAGGACGCAAGCUCUUUUCACAUCUCUGAACGGGGAUCUAUGAUGCAGAUGAGCAGCAGAUGUGGAGCUCAUGCAGGAAGUGAGUCUCUGCACUUUCAGGAUCUGAAUGAAACCAUGAUGCAUAAAGUUGAGAAUGAGGAUAUUAAGAUUUGCGCGGGAACAGUGGGCCGCUUGAGUGAGGGGAAAGAACCCCCACCUCAACCCCAGCAUCCUUUGAAAAACAGCCUUCAGAGGGCGCCUUUAUCAGACGUGAGUGAUACCAUUCACUGUAGACCUUCAAAGGAGAGCGCAGAAAGUAAAACUAAACAUGAAGCUGCCACCGAUGACCAAAGAGAGUUGGCAAGGGCUUAUUCACACGUGGAUACAGCUGACAUGAAUCCAGUUUCCACUGAACCCAGCUCUAUUUUGGAGAAGCUGCUUAAGAGGAAUAAAAAGGAGGCAACACCAUCCCUUUCUAAAAUAAAAGAAGUUCAUACUGACUGCAAGGACACCUCAGAUGUUCCUGUAGAUGUAAGUGCAAAGGAGGUCCUUGACAGUUCAGCAUUAGCAUCGCCUGGUGAUUGGAUUGAUCUUUCAGAAAGUGAUAUAAAGGGGAUUUUGUCCUCCUCUGCAGAUGGGAUACACAAUAAGCAUAAAGCAGAGUAUGCAACAAAAGAUUACACCAGUAAAGACCUGGAUGUGAAACAAGCAAUCUCUACUCACGGUGCAGCUUCAGAUUUGCUUUGUUUUGAGAGCUCAUGCCCAAAAUCACGUGAUUUCAGAGCUGAAGACAUAGACUCAACUGAUGCUUCAAACAAGCAGGAUGUGAAGAUAAAGGCAGAUAUAGGCCCUUCUGAGGGUGUAGGCUCGGAUGAUUUACAAUCAGCUGUUUCACGUGAAAAAAGUGAAGUGAGUGGCGAGGAAUCUGCACCUUCCUCUCUGUCUCCACCUACAAAGAAUGAUGGGCAAAAGACAGACACCAGUACUCUCAGACCUCCUUUGAAGAUAAGAAGUGAUGCUGAGAGCAAAAGCAACCCACAGUUAUCUGACUCUGAAAAGGCAGAUAGUCGGUCGGUCAGGAGAAGAGAGUCCCUGAAGAAAACUGUUGCACUAGCUGCAGAUGCUGGCUCAGUCUCGAGUUCAGGUGUUAAGGUUACCUCAGAGGAAAUCCACCAAGUCUCAGUCAGCAUGAGGAAGGAUGCUCAUAUGAUGCUUAACACAGAAAACAAGAUUCCAGAAGAUACUGCUAAAAAACCUGGCAAAGACGAUAAUGAUGACUCUAUCUCAGAGAGAAACAAGUCCCUGGGCACUCCCCGAUCAAGGCCUGUCUCUGAACUCAUAAAGGAGACAGUUCAGCUGCAUGAAAAGCUGCAGCACCAGGAGCGGCCAAAGCUAGCUGAACUCAAGUCGGAUGAGCAGAACCAGUCCGUGAAGGUGGCACAGAUGAAGGCGGCUUUUGAUUCUGCUCAGAAAACCCCCGAGAAGCCCAUUGAGAGGAAGCCAUCAAUGAGAAAAGAUAUGAGACGAGUUGUACGGCAGAGCAAAUUCCGUCACGUCUUCGGCCAGGCGGUGAAGAAUGACCAGUGCUACGAUGAUAUCCGGGUCUCGAGGGUCACGUGGGACAGCGCCUUUUGUGCAGUGAACCCCAAGUUUGUCGCCCUAAUUAUUGAGGCCAGCGGUGGCGGAGCAUUCCUCGUCCUCCCUCUGCACAAGACGGGCCGCAUUGAUAAAUCCUACCCCACAGUGUGUGGUCACACAGGCCCUGUGUUGGACAUUGACUGGUGCCCCCACAAUGACCAGGUCAUUGCCAGCGGCUCAGAGGACUGCACCGUGAUGGUGUGGCAGAUUCCGGAGAAUGGCCUAGUCACUUCCAUGUCUGAGCCAGUGGUGAUAUUGGAGGGCCACUCAAAGCGUGUGGGCAUCAUCACAUGGCAUCCAACAGCACGAAACAUCCUCCUUAGUGCAGGUUGUGAUAACCAGAUAAUCAUCUGGAAUGUGGGCACCGGUGAGGCCAUGAUCAACCUGGAGGACAUGCAUCCUGAUGUCAUUUACAAUGUGUGCUGGAACCGCAAUGGAAGCCUUAUCUGCACUUCCUGCAAGGACAAGUCCAUCCGGGUUAUUGACCCCCGCAAGCAGGAGAUUGUUGGAGUAAGUAGUUUGCAAAUAAAUUGUCAUAUUUUCUGUUUUUAUAUUGAACUGUAUCUGAAGUAUUUAAAAGGUAAAUAUGAAUUCAGGUGCAGGGAUUUUUGAUUUGGAAGUAGAGAGACUAGUAAGCCCCGGUA
Pundamilia nyererei is the source of this 2895-nucleotide messenger RNA. RefSeq lists its product as uncharacterized. Gene Ontology annotation, biological process: neural crest cell migration; actin filament organization. The coding region runs from base 158 to 2863 and encodes 901 amino acids. The transcript has 7 exons. The record is from RefSeq and is a predicted model, not a curated record. Lineage: Eukaryota; Metazoa; Chordata; Actinopteri; Cichliformes; Cichlidae. Gene Ontology annotation, molecular function: actin filament binding.